Molecule: messenger RNA, 1388 nt
Organism: Acipenser ruthenus (sterlet)
Lineage: Eukaryota; Metazoa; Chordata; Actinopteri; Acipenseriformes; Acipenseridae
Product: CBY1-interacting BAR domain-containing protein 2-like
Exons: 9
Coding region: 151-1020 (289 amino acids)
Biological process (GO): cilium assembly
Cellular component (GO): ciliary basal body; ciliary transition zone
Source: RefSeq, a predicted model, not a curated record
AACUGAAAAUGUAUUCUUCAAAUGAUAUGCUAAGAGGCUUGAGCAUUUUGUUGACAUUUCCAUGGCAACACGUUUUCAGCGUUACCUGUUGCAGGUGUUGGGCUAGUUGCAUUUCGUUUCAGGCAAAAGUAUAUUUAUCGCUCAAGCACCAUGAACACCCUCCUGUCCAGGGAUUCCCAAGUGAAGAUCAUGGAAACCACAGUGGGCCAUGCUGAGAAGUAUCUGGGCAGGUUCUGCACACUGAUGGCUUCCUACACUCGGAAAACAGCCAAACUCAGAGACAAGGCAGACCUGGUGGUUAAACAGCUUAGCGAUUUUGCCAAUACUGAGAAUCCUGAGCUGAGAACAUGUCUGAAGAACCUAGCUGAUGAUUUAGCCAUGGUGCAGGACUACAGACAGGCAGAGGUGGAGAGGCUGGAAACCAGGGUUGUCAUGCCACUGAAAGCUUAUGGAGACAUUAUCAAACAAAAACGGGCAGACAUGAAGAAGUUCAACAGUACUCGGAACCAUGAGAUGAAAGAACUGGAAAAACUGGAGAAGAUUAGGCUGAAAAACCCCUCAGACAGACAUGGGAUUUCCCAGGCUGAAGCCAGUGCCCAGAAAGCCUCAGCUGAAGCUUCCCGCAUCACACGUCAGCUUGAAGAAACCAUAAAUGACUUCCAGAAACAAAAAAUGGAAGACAUCAAGAAAAUUUUCUCAGACUUUCUAACCAUUGAAAUGCUUUUCCAUGCAAAAGCCCUGGAAGUUUACUCCAGCACUUUUCAAAACCUGGAAAACUUCGAUAUGGAGAAAGACUUGGAGACAUACAGAUCAAGGGUCCAUAUUUAUGACGGUACCGUUGAUUCCAUGGCUUUACCAACCAGUAGAUCCACUUCUUCAAUGCAACGCAGUCCAUGUCCAACCUGGAGGACCCCCCAGAGUACAUUGCGUAGACAGCAGGAAAUUGAGGAUGAGUAUGAAUCGGAAGAGGAAGAUGAUUUAGAGGACCUGGGUGAAGAAUACACACAGAUCAGAAGAUAAUAAUCUGAUAAUAUAUUGUUGUGGGAAAAGAACAAUUGCAUUUAAAUCUAUAGUUGCAUAUCUAGUUUAUAGUAUUAUUUGUAGUAUUAAUAAACACAAAAUAAUUUUUUUUUUAUCUGUAUUUGCAAUUAUUAUUUUGGUUAUAUAUAUACAGUAUAUCUUUUUUUUUUUUUUUUUUUUACAAUGAGACAGAUACAUUUCUACUCAGCUACCCAAUUAAUUGUAUGCUGCUCAAUGAUGCAACCUUGGUCCUAUGCUAUUGUAAUUCAAAUAUGUAGUGUGGAGGUUUCAUGAAAGCAUCAGGAACGUUGUUUUGUGUGUGUUUUACCAAUGCAGAAAGUCAAUAAAAGUGUUUUAUUUUUUAUGAA